AUGACUGAACAAAAUGGCCUCUAUAGAAGUGAGGUAGCCGAGAAGGUAUAUCCAUCAGAGGUAGUUAUUGAUAUGGAAAUGUCCGCAACUCAAGAUUUACCAAGCAAUGCCUUUAAACUGGCCAAUCUUGCUCCAUUAGGCGGGGUCCAAGAGAGAACAAUGCAGGAGACAGGGUCAUACAGUGCCACCACAAAUCCAGCAGAAAGUGGUGCCAACAUAAGCGAGCAAAAACGAGGAGAGGGUAUGGUCUUUUCUACAUCCCAUAAAUCGGUUACCUUCGAUGAACAGCCACCCAGCGUUCAUGAAUACAGUGUGGUUCUUGAACCAAGCGCAGAGUCCGAUAAUAAUAUGUGCGUUGAUAGUGAUGGCGGCAUUUCUUGGGAUGGGUACAAUUUAAGGGGGGUAAACACUUCUAGUGAACUCAGCUCAAAAUUUAGUAUGGAAAGUGGCCAAGUAUUAAGCCAGAUGCACGGUAAUAUUGUGAUUUCUGGAGAGUUAGACCAUGAGAGUAGCAGUUCAAGUGCUUAUGCCCAAGACGAUUUAUCCCUCGGUAUUGAAAAGCUGCGUUUAAAGCGUGUGAUCCAUACUAUAGAAAGCCCCGCUAGCAGAAUUGACAAAGGGAGUUAUUCAGAUUCACAAACUGCCCGACCAAACCUUGCUUCACAUAAGAAAGAGAAUUUAGAGUUUGAAACUUCCACUCAUUCAGCUAUCUUCAGAAUAAGGCCUACAUCACCAAUGACCCCGCCAACGUCUGCAGCCCGCAUCAUGUCACAAGAACAAUCCACUUUGACGUCUGAGAAGGCAUAUCUUACAAAUAGCCAAGAGCUUUCUCAGUUACAAAAAUCAUAUGCCACAAAUAUACCAACAGCGUCCUCUUUACAGGAUAUACAUAGCAAGUUUGCAUCUUCGAGAAAUUCUGAAGAUUUUGAUAAUUCACUCACUUCUCAAUUACCAAAUUUCAGCAGCUCACCACAUCAAAACAUAUCUAUGGGGGAUAUGCGUUUUAUGGGGGAAACAAAAGAUAAAAGUAGGAUGCUAAAUGUUUGCUCUGCCGCAGCCACAAUUGAAGAUAAAUAUACAACCGAGUAUUCAGGUCGAUCUUCGCCUUUAGAUUCCCUACAAGGUGGUUAUAGAGGAGAAGCAUCAGUAGAAGAUUUGGCAAUACCAAAUGAAUUAUCCCGAAGCGACACUCUCAAAACUUUAGAACAGUCUACAUUUUCAGAAUCAUCAUCUACCUUGACACGUCCUCAAUUACCUCCACUGGAUCCUAAUUUGUUUAGAAGAUUGGAGAUAAACGAUGCAGACGGUACAGUGCACUUAUAUAGGCAGCAGUCUUCCUCCUCCUCCUCCUAUGGUGAUGAUAUUAAUAAUGAUGACGAUUAUUAUGAUGGUGAUGAUAGGCAAAUUGAUGCAGAUUUAAAGAAAUCUCCAGGUAAGCUAAGUUCAGAAAACAGUGUUAACCGUUCUAAAGACAGCCUAAAAAGCCAAUCAUACAAAAAGGGACAACUUGAACUCCCGGUAAUAGAAUUUUCCAAUGAAAAUGGAGAGAUCAUAGUGGAAAGUUCAGAAGAUAAACGAGCAACUGUAUCUGAUACUAAUGAUGGUGAAACUAUUCAAAAUGAAAGUCAAUCAUCAGCAGAUGACGAUGAUGCACUUGCUUCCGUUCACGACUCAUCCCCCGUUCUGAAGCUUCCACCAGAUCUUCCAACCCUGCCUAGGUAUGAAUCGUUUUUUGAUGAUACAUAUCCUUUUGGAUUUGACUCCGAUAAAUCAGCAGGUUCCAUUACUAUUGGGAACCCCCCCAGACCUGAUAAUUAUUUGAGUAUUUGGCAUGCUCAAGAGAAUCAAUUGAAUCAUAUAAAUGCUGAUAAAGGGCCAAUUUUUCAGUGUCGCCGAAUAGCUCAUGAUAAUGAAGCAAAUAAAACAGCCAAAAAAUCAUUAGAAUCAACUCCACCGGUCAGUAUUAGGGACAAAAAGUUUAAGUUUAAGCCAAAGAUCGUCACUAGGCCAACGAUUUACUAUAGCAGGGAGCAAUGGCAAAAUUUACAGGAAGCUUCUCCAUUUUACAGCUAUGAGGAAGUUGGAAUCCAGGAAACUCCAUCCUUGAAGCAAUUGAACAAAAGUAUUUUGGAUCCAUUAAGAAGGAACUCAAUUGUAUCUAAGAAGAUUCAACAGGAAUUAAAGACUAGUGAAAGAAUAAACGCAUAUUAUUUCAAUCGUAAGAGUUCGAUACGUAAUAGCCAUAGAAGGGGCAUCCGUUCUUCUUCUUCGGGUGGAAUGUCUGACUCUUUUUUUAAAGAAAAUACAGACGACAGUACUGAAACUAUGAAUCAAGAAUUUCUGCCAAAGCUUGUAUCGGGAAAAAAUGAAUUUGCUAAUUUAAUUGAAGGCUUUGUCAAUAAUGAAAAUUCUCAAGUUAAUACCAGUGGUUCAACCGACGUUGUAGCAGGAAAUCGUGAUUCAAAAAUAUUCAAGCUUUGGGAACAUUCAGAUCACGAAAAUACAAUCUUUGAUUAUAUCAAUUCACAAAAAGUCACGAAUAAUGUCAUCGACAAAUUAUUGUAUCGUUCAGACGUUGUAAAAGAGGAGGAUGAAAAUAAAGUUAUUGGAAUAGGCAUAAUUAAAAAUACAAAAAAAGAUACUAAAGUGGAUGCUAAGAAAAUCGAAAGCAUAUAUGGCUUUGAGGCAGUGCACUCAAACUCGUUAGGUAGCUUCAAAACCAUUGAAGGUUCUUUAACCCCUGUGAAGGAGCAGUUCGAAAAUACAAACCCUUCUUCCUUAUCGCAUAUUAAAUCGUCAUCCAAAAAUGUCAGGGUUUCAAUGCCUUAUAAUAUAUAUAGCACAGAACCUGGUAGCCCACAAUCGUUGGGACGGAACAAUACAGUUCGGAGCAGCAAAUCUAAAGCUGUCGCUCGGUUUGAUAGGCAAUCAAAUAAACAUGGUAGUAUGCUUAUUGGAGGUAAUAAUAGAGAUCGGGGUCAGUUGUAUAUCGAAUUGUCUGAUAUCAAUAAUCUGAAACUUUCUGAUAUUGAACAACAUAAAACAGAAUAUGCCAUUGAAUUUGAUAAUGGGAUGAAUGUUAUCCAAACAGAAUGGACAAAAUUACCAAAUGAUGGUAGAAUUGAAUUAGGACACGAAUAUUCAGUAGUUGUUGAUCAUAGUUUGGAGGUUUCUUUGAUUAUUACUUUGAAAUGUCGGUUUGAAAAACCCAAGCAGGAGUUGGUAGAAGUGAUCGAACGUGUACCAAUAAAAAAUAAGUGUAAGAUUUUUGGUAAAUCAAAAUAUAAGUAUGUGAAAACGUACGUCAACAGAGAUUCAGAAUAUGAUUCUUGGGAGUAUAAGUUUGCACAAGAUGGUUCCUUCGCGCGUUGUAAAAUACAUCUAAAUGAGGAGGAAUUGGGGAAACUAGAGUAUAAGAAGCAGGACUCUGAGUGGACAUUAAAAAAUGAAUGGCAAAGGGAAGUUAAACCGUCUAAAAAUAUCUCGGCGAGGGGAGUGUGGGAAUUACCUAGAGUCGCUCCUUAUCCGGUAGGUAUCAUCAAUAUGACGAUGUGUUAUUUACCACGGAUAUCACCUCUGGAAAAGUUUCCCAAAUCACUUAAGGUAGCCGAAGAUAUUGUUGAAGGUUAUAAACAACAACAGACAAUUCAAUAUGAGGGAUAUAUGUGGCAAGAGGGUGGUGACACAGAUGUCUUGAAGAGGAGAUAUUUUAAGUUAAAUGGCACGCGGUUAGUGGCACAUCAUGAAGUCACGAGACGGCCAAGGGCCCUUAUGAAUAUGCUGAAAGUUGUAAGGCUCGUUAAUCAUGGAAGCUCACGGGAGCUGGUGGAUGUAAAGAAAAGAUUUAUUACCGAUCUGGUUCUUCUUAAUGAAUGUUUCAAGUUACACUUUGAAAAUGGCGAAGAGAUAUUAUUUAAUCCAGAUACGAGAGUAGAAAAGCUAGAAUGGGUAGAGAAAUUAACUGCAGUAAUAAAGUUAAACCGAUUUCAUCAGCCUUGGGUCAAGAAACUUUUGGCCGAAAGUGUUGCUGAGACUUCCAAUAAUGUAACCUAA
Messenger RNA from Eremothecium cymbalariae DBVPG#7215, 4053 nucleotides. It is a transcript of the gene BUD4, whose product is annotated as Bud4p. The transcript has a single exon. The record is from RefSeq and is a predicted model, not a curated record. NCBI's taxonomy places the organism in Eukaryota, Fungi, Ascomycota, Saccharomycetes, Saccharomycetales, Saccharomycetaceae. Gene Ontology annotation, molecular function: GTP binding. Gene Ontology annotation, cellular component: cellular bud neck contractile ring. The coding region runs from base 1 to 4053 and encodes 1350 amino acids. Gene Ontology annotation, biological process: axial cellular bud site selection; protein localization to bud neck.